Notechis scutatus (mainland tiger snake) is the source of this 1220-nucleotide messenger RNA. RefSeq names its product gamma-secretase subunit Aph-1b-like. Gene Ontology annotation, cellular component: membrane. The record is from RefSeq and is a predicted model, not a curated record. Lineage: Eukaryota; Metazoa; Chordata; Lepidosauria; Squamata; Elapidae. Gene Ontology annotation, biological process: protein processing; positive regulation of catalytic activity.
CGAGGCGGGCGUCGUGGGCGCGUCUGCCGGCCAUGACACUGCCGGUCUUCUUCGGGUGCGCCUUCGUGGCCUUCGGGCCGGCGCUGGCGCUCUUCCUGCUGACGGUGGUGGGCGAGCCGCUGCGGGUCAUCAUCCUGAUCGCGGGGGCCUUCUUCUGGCUGGUGUCGCUGCUGCUCUCCUCGCUGGUCUGGUUCGUGGCGGCCAAGGCCAGCGACCCGGCCGACCAGGCGCUGCAGCGGGGCCUGCUGGUCUUCGGCGUGCUCUUCUCCGUGGCGCUGCAGGAGGCCUUCCGCUUCCUCUACUACAAGCUGCUCAGGAAGGCGAUGGAGGGGCUCCUUGCCCUCAGUGAAGAUGGCUGCUCUCCCAUCUCCAUCCAGCAAAUGGCCUAUGUGGCCGGCUUGGGGUUCGGGCUCAUGAGCGGCGCCUUCGCCAUGAUCAACCUGCUGGCGGAUUCCCUGGGGCCUGGCAUCGUGGGCAUCCAGGGAGACUCCCAGCUCUACUUCCUGACUUCAGCCUUCAUGACUCUGGUGCUGAUCCUCCUGCAUACCUUUUGGGGCAUCAUCUUCUUCCACGGCUGUGAGACGCGGCGCUGGGGGGAGGUGGCAGCUGUGGUGCUCUGCCAUCUCACCGUCUCUGCCCUUACCUUCUGGAACCCAGUCUACCUGGGCAGCCUUUUGCCAGCAUACCUGCUCAUGGUGGCCAUGGCGGUGUGGGCUUAUCAUCUCUCCGGAGGCUCCAAAAAGAACCUGCAGCACUUCCUCCUGUGCCUACGGACCGCACCCCAGGCAGGAUCCUGAGCCUUCCAGCCACCCUGCAAGGAAGUUGGGCCCCAGGCUCUCCGGAGGGCAUCGGACGAUUGUGCCCUUGGAACACGGGGGCUGAAGAUGGGACUAGACCUGCGGAACGGCUGCCCCCAACCAGCCCCAGGAAAUCUGUCUGUCCUCUUGGAAUCUCGCUGGGUCUCCCCUUUGGCUCCUGAGACUUGAUGGGGUGGGAGGGGGAGGGGGGGUUGGCCGAGCAGCCAGGCAGCCUGUAGGGUGCAGAGAGAGGCUCCUUGAUCUGCUGCUGCUGCUGCUGCUGCUGUCAGGGAGGGGAGGGGAGCGGAGGGGGGGUCGGGUGGAGCACCCAGUCUUGCCUUGCUUGAAAGUCGGGAGCAGAAGCUGAGCAGAGCCGUGGCUUCCCUUCUUCUUAAGUAGCACCAAUAAAGAGACUGGCUAAAA